UCAUAAUUUUUUGUUAGCCCUGACACUUCACGUUUUAUUACUUGAUCACCAAGCAACCAUUCUCUAUCUCUCUCCAUCCCUUUCCAUUCACCAUAAAAGGCCUCUUAACACCAUUGUAUCACGCUUAUCUUCUUUCUACAAUUAAACCCCCACAAUUUUCUCCAUCUACAAUUCUCUUUCAACUACUCUUCAAAUUUUCACUCAUUGCAAAGUGGCUGCAGAUAGACCUAUUCUUCGGUGUGGUUUUUACUGGAAAAAUGGUGGAGGGAGGUAAGGGAUCGGUGUUUCCGGUGAUAUUUUUCGACGGGGAGAGGGAGAUUAGCAUCGGCAACAUCAGAAUUCAACCGACGCUUGUGUUUAAGCCUUUUCAGGUGAUGCUCAGUGAGAGAAUCGGGAUUUCACCGAAUCAGAUUUCUAUUUACCUAUGUGAUCGUCAAGGCUCCAAGUUCGAGGAUCGACGGAAAGUUCCUGUCACAGGUAAAGCGAAUUUCGCAGUGAUUUCUCGUGAGAAGAAUUGUUUCUUCCUCGUAGUCAUGAAGCGUUCUAGAAAAGUGCGGAACCGGAAGGUGAAGACUAAUGGUGUGGAGUUAGGAGAGUUUUUGAAAGAAAAUGUGCUUUCACAUCUCUCUUCGUCGGAGAAUUUGAUUCUCCUGCGGCGAAACCAGACGGAAAUGAAUCAGUUAUAUGAUCAAAUUACGCAGACGGAAUUGGCGAGCAUGAAUGAACCAGUGCAGAAUCUACAGCUCCAGAGGGAAAAUUUCGACCUAGUGAUGCAAACAACGAAUCCGAAUCUGAUGCAUUUGAAUAGUCCGAGUUCAUUUCCGAGGAUUCAAGAUACUUAUCCGAAGAAGAAAUCACUCUGCUAUGAAUGUGCGAAUACGACCUCCAACGGUGAAACGUCGAUGUUCCACCACUGCAACAACGACACCGUACUUGUUGGUUCGUUCAGGAGCCGUUCUGGACCGGUUAACCGGCCAAAAAAACAAUCUCUAUGAAACCACUUCACCUUUCUGGUGUACAGACUCUACAGAAUUAUACAGAAGUGGUACAAUCAGCUACGCUGUGGUACAUGGUAUGUGUGUGUUAGCCUAAAAAUUAAAAGAGCUAAAUAGAUUAGCAAAAGUAGAAAUUACAGACGUGAAAAUUGUCAAUUACAUAAAUGGCUUAGGAUAAAUAUACAUUUGACUGGUGGUUAGAGAGAGGAGUUUCGCACUGUGAUUGUUUUCACCUAUUUUUGGUAAUUUGGGAUUUACUAAAGAUGCUUAUUGUGA
Solanum dulcamara is the source of this 1271-nucleotide messenger RNA. RefSeq lists its product as uncharacterized. NCBI's taxonomy places the organism in Eukaryota, Viridiplantae, Streptophyta, Magnoliopsida, Solanales, Solanaceae. Bases 258 to 995 code for a protein of 245 amino acids. The record is from RefSeq and is a predicted model, not a curated record. The transcript has a single exon.